Messenger RNA from Olea europaea var. sylvestris, 504 nucleotides. RefSeq names its product 21 kDa protein-like. The transcript has a single exon. The coding region runs from base 1 to 504 and encodes 167 amino acids. Gene Ontology annotation, molecular function: enzyme inhibitor activity. NCBI's taxonomy places the organism in Eukaryota, Viridiplantae, Streptophyta, Magnoliopsida, Lamiales, Oleaceae. The record is from RefSeq and is a predicted model, not a curated record. Gene Ontology annotation, biological process: negative regulation of catalytic activity.
AUGUUAAAAGAAUUAUGGUAUAGAAAACAAUACUGUACCUAUACCCAUCCAGCCAUAUGUAUCCAAUCCUCGUUAGUUUAUGCUUCGACUGUCCAACAAAGCCCACGCCAAGUGGCCACGACAGUUUUGUCCGUCAGCAUAGAGAUGGCUCAAUUAUCUAAGACAUUUCUGACCAAGCUCACCAAAUUUAAAGGAUUAAAGCCUAGAGAGUACGCGGCCCUCAAAGACUGCAUUGAAGAAGUGAGUGAUGGGGUGGACCGGUUAAGCCAAUCAGUCCAAGAGCUCAAGACCAUGGGCCGGGCUCGUGGUAAAGACUUCAUAUGGCACAUGAGCAAUGUUGAGACAUGGGUUAGUGCUGCACUAACUGAUGACAACACAUGCAUGGAUGGAUUUUCGGGCCGGGCCUUGAAUGGUAGGAUUAAGUCUUCUGUGAGAGCACAUAUGAUUAAUUUGGCUCAGGUCGCCUGCAAUGCAUUGGCACUUUGCAAUCAUUUUUCUGCAUAG